Molecule: messenger RNA, 2089 nt
Organism: Spinacia oleracea (spinach)
Lineage: Eukaryota; Viridiplantae; Streptophyta; Magnoliopsida; Caryophyllales; Amaranthaceae
Product: protein CPR-5
Exons: 5
Coding region: 101-1873 (590 amino acids)
Biological process (GO): leaf senescence; trichome morphogenesis; defense response
Source: RefSeq, a predicted model, not a curated record
CUCAAAUUCUUUGACCAACUUGAAUUUAAAUUCCAACGGAAAGAAGGAUCAAUUCACUCUUUCAUACAAAAAAUUCAAUGCUCAAUUGAAAUCCCUAAAAAUGGGAAUUCACAAUUCCCCUUCUCUCUCUCUCCAACCUGCCGAUGAACAACCUCACAUCAUCACCACCGUUCAUCACACUCCCUCUCUUAACCCACCACCACCUGAAACCCCUUCUCAGCCAUGCGAUUUCCCCUCGAAACCCCAAACCAGCGGCUUGAAAGUAUCCCGGAAGAUCAAGAAACGUGCCCUUGAUGAAACCUCCUCUGCUUCGUCGUCUUCUUCAAUUCAAAGAAGAAUUCGAAUUCCUAAUAAACGCAGAAACCCUAGGUUUUCUGUUCGUCGUAGCGCCUCCGAUGUCGAAGCCAUUGCUUUCCCUCUUGGGAUGUCGAUUGCCGCUGUUUUGGCUCAGAUUUUGGAGAAGAAGGACUUGACGACUGAGAAUGUUUCCAUUGAUCAUCUGGCGAUGAUCUGUACUUCAGCUGUGAGGGAAUCUUUAACCAAUGUAUUUGGCGACAAGUUUGAUGCUUUUGCAAGAAACUUCGAGAAAUCUUUUGGAAGUACCCUCAGCACUCUGACUUUGAUAAAUAACUCAUCUAUAGACAAUAAAGAUGAUCACGUUAGGAAUAACAUUGUUGGCGAUUGUAUUUCUGAUGCAACCCAAUCCAUCUCCUUUAACAAAGGAGAUUGUUCCGCAAGAAGUAGUGAUGUUAUAGAGGAUUGCAGAAGAUCAAUAAAUGGCGCUACUGGGCCUCAGCGUCGUAUAAAAAUGGUUGAAGAGGUAGAAGAUAUUCAGUCAGCAGACUCUAGGAUUCAGGAGCGUUCCCUGCAAGGGCGUAUAAGCUCACAAAUUGUUGUUUCAAAUAUGGGAAAUCACUUGAGCAACUAUUCAGUGCUCAGUACCAUUGAGAAAUCUGUUGUUGAGCAGACGCGUGCAAAUGACCUAAAGAGCGUUGAAAUAGGUCUAAUUAUGAAAAAGUUGCGGCUGAAGGAAACUCAACUGGCUCUUAAUUCUGAUUUGAAUUUGUUGGAGAGAUGUAAAUUGUCUCUAGGAAUUUCAAGAACAUCCUUCAAAGUCGAGAAGUUUAAGAAUCAAUUGGAAGAGACAAGACAUAGUGAGCUCCUCAGAACAUGUGCAGACUUUCUUGUUGCUGAUUUGCUUAUAAUGUCAGGGUGCCUUUGCUAUGGAGUGUAUGCCUUUUCAUAUGACAAUCUUCGCCAACUCAGCAGAUCAUGUUCUGCUUCCGAGGUGUCCAAGUCCUGGUGGAUCCCGAAACCAAUGGCCUCAUUUAAUUCAGGCCUCCAGACCCUGAGGUGUGAGGUUCAAGUAUACAGCAGGAUACUUUUUGGUUUGCUGAUGAUUUUAGCAAUCGCAUAUAUUCUUAUCCAACGCUCUGAAAUUUCGAGACAAGCCAUGCCAAUCACUUUUCUAAUACUGCUUUUAGGGGUUGGCUGUGGUUUUGCUGGAAAGCUUUGUGUAGAUACUUUAGGAGGUGAUGGAUAUCAGUGGCUCAUAUACUGGGAAGUUAUAUGCAUAUUGCACUUCUUCAUCAAUGUUUUCACGCCUUUCUUAUUUUAUAUCCUUAACGGGCCCAUCCAAGUAUCUCAAGAGAAAAAGUCUCGCUCCAUCUUCCCGUUUUGGAUAAGGCGCUGGUUGUUCUAUAUCAUUCUCAUUUUGAUUCCACUUUGUUGUGGUCUUUUGCCUUUCGCGAGCCCAAGAACAUGGUGGGGAGAGCACUUCUCGAAAUUGAUCAGAAAUCAUAUGUUAGCUGCCUAUGAUGACGCUUAUGGUGACGGGAAUGAUUUCCCCGAUCAUAGUGCAGGUGAACUGUGAUUUUUUUGGGUUUCUACUCAGUUCGAGUGUUUUCUUGUUGUAAUAUAUAUGUUGCAGGGGUAUGUUAUAUUACAUCUGUAUCUAUUAGAAGUAUUAUUUUAUUUGUUAAGGCAGUUUUCUUGUCUUAUUGAUCUUUAUGGGUUAAUAUGUAUGUUCAAGCACAAUGUAGACUAACGAUAAUAAAUUUGCAAUUAUUAUGGUAGUUUCCUUCCUUCA